Corylus avellana is the source of this 884-nucleotide messenger RNA. RefSeq lists its product as uncharacterized. The record is from RefSeq and is a predicted model, not a curated record. Lineage: Eukaryota; Viridiplantae; Streptophyta; Magnoliopsida; Fagales; Betulaceae.
GAUGGUAGUCUCUAAUACUCUCUAUUGUGUUAUUGUUUCCCUUGAGCCCACUGGAGUCUGGAUCUCCCAGAAAUGAACGCUAUCUCGAACUCUUCCACUGAUUUUAUGGAAGACGGCGCAAACGGGAGCGAUUCGGAGACGAAUUCCGAUGAGACGCCGGAGCACUAUCAACCAAUCUCGGCCGUCGGUUACGAUGACGACGAGGACUCCGAUCGAGGCAGCUUGGACGAAGACGGCCACCACGGCCUCGCGAACGGCGCGUACUACACGCGAUCCGAAGAAGUUGCGGAGAACGGGAUCGCGUCUCUUCAAGUAAACGACAACGUAGAGGAGAAGAGCAGUGAGGAUGAGGCGGAGGAGGAGGUGAGGGAGGCUCCGGAUUCGGAGAUUCUGAGGGCUUUCAGAGACGACGAGAGUCGGAGGAACGCGCCGCUGACGCCGGAGAACGCGACGCGUGUGAUGGAGGCCAUGCGUGGAGUUUCGUUUGGCGGUGUGACACCUGAUUGGGCGGGCCAAGUCCCCGAGGAUCAGUGGCUCGAUCGCCUUCGCAGACUCAGGCAACCACCGCAACGCACUUCAGCUUCACUUCAGAACUGAGAGACAGAGAACACAUCUUCUUGUAUUGGAUUGGAGUUUUCUUUUUCUCUCUUUUUAAAUUCAUCUUCUUGUAUUGUAUUGUAUUGGAGUUUUCUUUUUCCUCUUUUUAAACUCAGAAAUUAUAUACCCACUGCUGUGAGCCUGUGAUGAUGGCCUGGUGAAUUAGUGAGCAAAAUUAUCAGCUCUUUAGCUUCGAUGAGACGUGGAUAGAGGCGUGGUCUCUAGCCAAUUAAACUACUAAUCGAAAGCUAUUAUCUCGUUAUAUGAGUUCAUUGGCAUUCAUAUUA